GCGCCUGCAGACAGUGCGCUCACCUGCCAGACUGCGCGCCAUGGGGCAACCCGGGAACGGCAGCGCCUUCUUGCUGGCACCCAACGGAAGCCAUGCGCCGGACCACGAUGUCACGCAGGAACGGGACGAGGCGUGGGUGGUGGGCAUGGGCAUCGUCAUGUCUCUCAUCGUCCUGGCCAUCGUGUUUGGCAAUGUGCUGGUCAUCACAGCCAUUGCCAAGUUCGAGCGUCUGCAGACGGUCACCAACUACUUCAUCACUUCACUGGCCUGUGCUGACUUAGUCAUGGGCUUGGCAGUGGUGCCCUUUGGGGCCGCCCAUAUUCUCAUGAAAAUGUGGACUUUUGGCAACUUCUGGUGCGAGUUUUGGACUUCCAUUGAUGUGCUGUGCGUCACAGCCAGCAUUGAGACCCUGUGCGUGAUCGCAGUGGAUCGCUACUUUGCCAUUACUUCACCCUUCAAGUAUCAGAGCCUGCUGACCAAGAAUAAGGCCCGGGUGAUCAUUCUGAUGGUGUGGAUCGUGUCAGGCCUUACCUCCUUCUUGCCCAUUCAGAUGCACUGGUACCGGGCCACCCACCAGGAAGCCAUCAACUGCUAUGCCAAGGAGACCUGCUGUGACUUCUUCACGAACCAAGCCUAUGCCAUUGCCUCCUCCAUCGUGUCCUUCUACGUUCCCCUGGUGAUCAUGGUCUUCGUCUACUCCAGGGUCUUUCAGGAGGCCAAAAGGCAGCUCCAGAAGAUUGACAAAUCUGAGGGCCGCUUCCAUGCCCAGAACCUUAGCCAGGUGGAGCAGGAUGGGCGGACAGGGCAUGGACUCCGCAGAUCUUCCAAGUUCUGCUUGAAGGAGCACAAAGCCCUCAAGACGUUAGGCAUCAUCAUGGGCACUUUCACCCUCUGCUGGCUGCCCUUCUUCAUCGUUAACAUUGUGCAUGUGAUCCAGGAUAACCUCAUCCCUAAGGAAGUUUACAUCCUCCUAAAUUGGGUGGGCUAUGUCAAUUCUGGUUUCAAUCCCCUUAUCUACUGCCGGAGCCCAGAUUUCAGGAUUGCCUUCCAGGAGCUUCUGUGUCUGCGCAGGUCUUCUUUGAAGGCCUGUGGGAAUGGCUACUCCAGCAACAGCAAUGGCAACACAGGGGAGCAGAGUGGAUAUCACCUGGAACAGGAGAAAGAAAAUAAACUGCUGUGUGAAGACCUCCCAGGCACGGAAGACUUUGUGGGCCAUCAAGGUACUGUGCCUAGCGAUAACAUUGAUUCACAAGGGAGGAGUUGUAGUACAAAUGACUCACUGCUGUAAAGCAGUUUUUCUACUUUUUAAGACCACCCCCC
Macaca mulatta (Rhesus monkey) is the source of this 1320-nucleotide messenger RNA. RefSeq names its product adrenoceptor beta 2 (gene ADRB2). Gene Ontology annotation, biological process: norepinephrine-epinephrine-mediated vasodilation involved in regulation of systemic arterial blood pressure; regulation of smooth muscle contraction; adenylate cyclase-activating adrenergic receptor signaling pathway. Gene Ontology annotation, cellular component: plasma membrane. NCBI's taxonomy places the organism in Eukaryota, Metazoa, Chordata, Mammalia, Primates, Cercopithecidae. The record is from RefSeq and is marked provisional. Gene Ontology annotation, molecular function: norepinephrine binding; beta2-adrenergic receptor activity.